Zasmidium cellare ATCC 36951 is the source of this 1905-nucleotide messenger RNA. RefSeq lists its product as uncharacterized. The transcript has a single exon. The coding region runs from base 1 to 1905 and encodes 634 amino acids. The record is from RefSeq and is a predicted model, not a curated record. Lineage: Eukaryota; Fungi; Ascomycota; Dothideomycetes; Mycosphaerellales; Mycosphaerellaceae.
AUGGCGGCCAACAAGACCAAAACCACCAUGCUCCCGCAACCGACGGAAGCGCCUCCUCUCCCCCUGACGCAAGUCUGCAAGUUCCUCACCUCCCUCUCCCCUCUGACCAUGACCUGGCUCCUCACCUGCACGGCCUUGCUCUCCACCUUCGCCCUCCCACCGCCACCGACGAAACCCGAGCGCAGGAAACUCGAACGCGCCCUCGCCAAAGCGAGACACGAGCGGAGGUUUCGCGAUGUCGAGGUCCUUCAGCGGGUCGUCGGGGAUCUCUGGCCGGAGUGGUUCGAUGAUUUGAGGCGGAAUGAGUGGGUUUGUGGUCUGGUUUCUGUCGGACUGGCGCUCAGUGCUGUCUUCUGGCCGCAAGUCAACGUCUGGGCUGGUCAUGUCUCGGGGUGGUCGACGAAGUCCUUCGCUACGAUUUUCCUCCACUGCAACGACGUCCUCGCACUCUUCUUGACUGGGGAACGGAUGCAGAACGCUCCUCUUAUGAUUGCAAUAUUCCUUGAAGUUGUCUCCAUGAUCGCUGUGAUGGAACUGCUUCGCAUCGCGCUGGAGGCUCUCCCUGCUAGGGCCAUCAUGACUUGUUCCUGGGGAUACAUCCGCGCGGGUCUACGGUUCUCUUGGGAGUGUAUCUCCUUCUUGCCUGUCUGGGGGGAGUUGGUGGCUUCGAUCCUCUUGCAAGAUGAGAAGGAUCGGAAGAUGACGGACAGGGAAAUCAGGGAGCUCAAGAGGGCGAAGGAGAGGGAUGGACGGGGCCCCAGUGCGAUCCAGAGGCAGCGGGCUACGGCAGAUGAGGAAUUGGCGACGUCGAUGCGGAGGUUGAUCGAAUUGUGCGGAGGGCAUCGAGUCGAAGAACCAAGCAAUGAACCACUCGCCACCACCUCAACGACGGACGUUUCUCCCCCCGAGACCAGAACGAGCGACGACGAAAUCUCCAUGACGACUGUGAGGGAAUCGUGGGCCAGUCUACGACACUUCACUGCGUCGCGCCUCGCGGCCAUUUCUCAGCGCAUGGAAGAGGCUCGCGCAAACGACCGUCUACCUAUCGCCACCAGCGCCAUUCCCGCACCUCCCACCCCUCAGAACGAACAGGAUCACUUCCACCGCAUCGUGAGCCUCAGCGCACAGCUGGCCGAAGUCCGACGAGAGGCCUCGGACAGCAUCAAGCACCGCCUCUGCCUUCCUAGCAGCCUCCCUGGCGAGAAAGCUGUCGACCGAGCCGGCAAUGCGGAGAAAGCCGUCAAUGAGGUUAGGCAGGAGUUGAAAGUCAUGAGCCAAGGACAAGAGGGUUUCAACCAAGGACCAAAGGCCUUCGUCAAGGACGAGCGCACCCAGUCGAACGACCCCCUCGAACAAGCCCACGGAGAGACCCCCCCCACCCAACCCCCCCCCCCCCCCCCCCCCCCCCCCGCAACACGAACCCCCCCCCCCACCCACAAGAAAUACACCUACGCCUACCCCCGCCCCACCUCCUUCACCUUCUCCUCCCCCACAACACCCCCAAAAACCCCCAACCACCACGCACAAACAAUCCCCCCCAACUCCUCCCCCUUCACCCCGACCCCCACCCGCCAACAACCACACACCCUCUUCCCAGCCCGCCUCCCAGAAACAGAAACAGAAUCACCCACAAUCUCCCCCCGCCCAACGCCGGUGCUGGGGCCGACGCACCUCUCCCCUAGCCCGAGCGAGUUUAGUUUGAAUAGUUUGGGGACGACCGCUUCGGAGGGGAGUGAGGGGUGGUUGAGUGAUGAUGAGGAUGGGAGUGAGGAUGAAGGGGAGGGGGAAGGGGAGGAUGAUGGGCUUUUGAGUGAGGGUGAGGGUGAUGGUAAUGGGGAGUAUGAGGUUUUGCAGAGGGGUGGGGAGGAUGAGGGGAGGGCGGAGGUUAAUGGGAUUUUGCUUUGA